Messenger RNA from Cervus elaphus (red deer), 943 nucleotides. Its product is annotated as translation initiation factor IF-2-like. Bases 1 to 393 code for a protein of 130 amino acids. The record is from RefSeq and is a predicted model, not a curated record. The transcript has 2 exons. Lineage: Eukaryota; Metazoa; Chordata; Mammalia; Artiodactyla; Cervidae.
AUGGGGACCGGUAGGCCCCUCCCGCGGGGCAGCGCGGGACCUGCCUGCGCGCGGCCUCGCGGGCUGAGGGAGCGCGGCGGCGGCGGUGGGGCGGCCAGUGAGGGACGACGGGGCGGGGCCGGGAAACCCCGGCUCGGGCGCGUCAGCCAAUCGGCGCCUCCAGUCCCGACCUGCGGAGCCCGCCCCUCAAGUGGGACGCGCGGCGGACGGGCGGAGCGUGUGGGCACCUCCCGUGCAGUGCGAGGGACGUUGUUCAGACACGCAUUCUGCUGGUGUCGCCGAACCUGGCCUAAUGAUGUCUGGUCGCCCGUCAUUGCUGCUUCGGAGAAAGAACGACCCAACCCCACCCCGGCUGCCUGCCAGCUCUUCUCAUCCAUGGGGAUUGGUAUUUGAGUUACAGCAGCCAUGUUGUGAUCAUGAGGGAAAGGUGAAGAAGAGAAACCCUGGUCUUUCUAAUCUUGAGCUACUAGAACAACCAGCAACUUGGCUACCUCCAGAUAUUUUCUGAUGUAAGGGAAAAUUAUUGCUUAAGUCUCAAAUAUUCACAACUGAUACAAGGCUUGUGUACUUUGAUGACUAUUUCUGAGAAAUCACAUAUAUUACUCUAAGAAAACCUUUUACUUGAGCUAAUUUAAUUGAAUUUUUGGUCCUUGAAACCACAAAGUCCAGAGGAAAAAAAAACAAUUCGAGUAGCUGGAAUGGAUGUUGAAGAAUGGUUUGAGCUUAGAGGCAAAACAAGUGACAUAUUCUGAAGUCUUUGAGUAGGAAUGGCAGUGAAACAAGGAACUCACAUUGAGGACUAGUAGAAGAUAAGGUCCUAGGACUUCCCUGUUGGUGCAGUGGAUAAGAAUCUGCCUGCCAAUGGCAGGGGACAUGAGUUUGAUCCCUGGUCCAGGAAGAUUCCACAUGCUGCAAAGCAACUAAUCCCAUGCGCCAUAACUGA